Molecule: messenger RNA, 3039 nt
Organism: Colletotrichum orchidophilum
Lineage: Eukaryota; Fungi; Ascomycota; Sordariomycetes; Glomerellales; Glomerellaceae
Product: ankyrin repeat protein nuc-2
Exons: 7
Coding region: 1-3039 (1012 amino acids)
Biological process (GO): proteolysis; glycerophospholipid catabolic process
Molecular function (GO): glycerophosphocholine phosphodiesterase activity; aspartic-type endopeptidase activity; protein binding
Source: RefSeq, a predicted model, not a curated record
AUGUCAUUCGGCAAGCAGAUUCAGAAGCGCCAGCUUGAGGUUCCAGAGUAUGCCGCUAGCUUCGUCAACUACAAGGCUCUCAAGAAGCUGAUCAAGAAACUAUCGGCUACGCCCACGCUGAGCGCACAACAUGACCCUCUCCGCUCCGCAAUAUCUAUAGACUCCCAGGCUGCUCUUCAGGCCAACAAGGCCACAUUCUUCUUCCAAUUGGAACGAGAGCUCGAAAAGGUCAACGCCUUUUACUUACAAAAGGAGGCAGAGCUCAAAGUGCGACUGAAGACCCUUCUCGACAAGAAGAAGGUAUUGCAAUCUCGCAAUGGUGUAUCCAGACGUUCAGCCAAGUUCACAACACUCGAGGAGGGCUUCCAACAGUUUGCUAGCGACUUGAAUAAGCUGCAGCAAUUUGUUGAGAUCAACGGAACCGCCUUCUCCAAAAUCCUCAAAAAGUGGGACAAGACAUCAAAGUCGAAAACCAAAGAACUCUACCUUUCCAGAGCAGUCGAGGUGCAGCCCUUCUUCAACGCCACCGUCAUCAGCGAGCUAUCCGACCAGGCCACAACCAGUCUCCAAGAUUUGGGGGCCUGGGCGGAAGGUGACAAUGUCAGCUUCGAGCCUCGCAGUGAUCAUAUCGUGAGUAGUCAGCACCUGCUCGGAACCGACGAAGGUGAUGCGGACACACUACUGCUCGACACGGUCAUCUCGGGGAACAUCGAGGCAUUGAGGGAUCUGCUGGUUCGGAUGCGGACGGCUGCUAGCUCAUCCUCGGGUUCCGACAUUUCUUUGAUGGAGAGAGUAACUAGAACUUUCCUCGCCGCCAUCCACGAAGCGCCUAAAGAGACUCUACAGGCUCUUCUCGACACGGAUUUGGUCGACAUUCAGUCGGAGGAUGACAUCAACGAACGGAAUUGCCUACACCAAGCUGCCAUAUACGGAAAUUCGUUUGUUCUCGAGUACGGCCUGGCGAAAGGUGUUGCUGUCAGUCGUACCGAUGUGUAUGGCAGGGUCCCGCUGCAUUAUGCCAGCAUGCAUGGACGCCUGGACAUGCUUGAUGCUCUCACGAGUGCGGAUACCUCAACGAUAGAUCUCAUAGACCACGACAACUUCACGCCACUGGUACAUUCAAUUAUCCACGGCCAUCUGCAGUGUGUAGAGCGAUUACUGGCAAAGUCCGCUCGAAUCGACCCGGUUUCUGAUGCAGAUCAUGUCCCAUUGAACCUUGCCUGCGAGCACGGUUCGUUGGCAAUCGUGGAGAUGCUCCUGCAGCAUGGAGCACAGAUUGUUCCCGACGCUGAAGGACUAUAUCCCCAGCAUCUCGUAGCUCGAUCCGGCCAAAAGCCAGAACUCCUGCUUUUGCUCAAGAACUUCGGAGCAAAUCUUGAUCAGGUCGACAAAUUGUACGGUUGGACGCCAUUGGUCCAUGCUGCGAGCGAAGGCAAUGUUCCCUGCCUCCAGGGGUUGUUGGACGUGGGAGCAGACCCCAACAUCGUCGAUGAGAAGGACUUGCCGGCAAUGUACUAUGCGGUAUGGGAGGGCCACCUCGAAUGUAUGCAAUUGCUUGCUCCGUACAACGCGAGGACAAGGGCGAGCCCCAUGAUCAUGCAGCCCGGACUGGGUCCCAUGAUGGCCAGCAGCGGGCCCGACCCGAUGGCCCUCGACCCGGAUGCCAUCCCCGAGCUUGAGCUGCCGCCGCCGAUAAUACCACUGCGCCGGUACGGACACAACUUCCUGGACACCAAGACCGUUAUCCAGAUCAGUUUCGAGGAGAAUGGGGACCAGCCUCUGGUUUUCUUCCACGACGGAAAGUACCCUGCCGCUCGGCUCACGAUUUCGUCCAAGGUUUCCGAUCUCAUCCCGAAGAAUAUCAUGCUACCUUUCCAAGAAGAUACCCGAAUUGUUUCCUUUCAAAUCGACAACCUGGAGUCAUUCACUCUGGAUUUUGACGUUUUCCCCACCUACGGCGCGAAAAUUAUUGCGAAGACGGUGGCCCUUCCUAACACCUUCAAAGCGCUGCUUAGCAGCUCCGGAAAGUGCUGUCUGCCCCUUUUCGAUCCGAGGUUACGCGCUAUUGGCCAGAUCAGCUUCCACACCCAGGUCAUCAAGCCUUUCAACGGCAAACCACUCGAGAUCACGGAUUUCGAGACAUAUUGGAAGGCGACAAGCCAGUUCGACCGCAGUCCAAGCACAUUUGUGACGGGUUCGAGUUUGUCAGGCGACUUUGUCCAACUCUUCGUUCAGCACACCAGCGAUGGUGUGCCCGUCUUGUGGCCCAGAUGGACGAUACCGUGUGGAGGGAUCGACCUACCAAUCUCAAGAUUGACAAUGGAGCAGUUUAAUACGAUCACAUCAAGGAGCCCCAGCAGAGCCGAGUUGGCAUCACUGCCGACGAGGCCUCUGGAUGCGAUCGCGGAUGUUCAUCGAGUUCUUGCGACAGCCGGUAUUCCUCUCAACGAGGCGCUGGCUUUACUCCCGCAUGGCAUGCAUGUCAACAUCCAGAUCCUGUACCCGUCACUGGACGAGGAAAGAUCACUGGGUCUGGGUCCAUCGCUGGAUCUGAACACAUUUGUUGACUCUCUUCUCACCAUUGUAUUUGACCACGCCCGCGCCCAGCGAGCCCAGUCGCUUGAGUCGGUUCGUUCUGUGGUGUUCAGUUCAUAUAACCCAAGCAUGUGCACAGCACUCAACUGGAAGCAGCCCAACUUCCCCGUCUUCCUGUGCAACGAUUUGGGACGAGAGGAUGUCAUGGCUCCGCCGGACAUCAUUCAGAGCCAUGGCCGAAGGUCUGCAUCGAUCAAGGAGGUGGUUCGGGUUGCGCAAGGCAACAACUUCAUGGGCUUGAUUUGCUGCUCGCGGCUCUUGGAAAUGGUUCCUGCCUUGGUGGACGCCAUCAAGUCACAGGGUCUUGCGCUGGUCACAGACAAGUCGCUGGAUCCGUCCUCGACACAUUCUCUGACCGAUCCGUUCCCGCGGCUGCCCAAGGGGGUGGACGGUGUUCUCAAAAGUCACGGUGUUUUGCGCUUCAACGAAUCCAUAGACGUGUAG